AUGCCCAAGGAGGGUCAGCCGGCGGCACAUGGUACCACACGAAACGAGGAACGUAGAACCGACUCUGAAAUUAGCACAACACAGAGAAUUUUCGAAGACGAGACACGAGAAUGCAAGUUGAAGGAUAGCAAAGUUCAGGCUUACCCUUCUUAUCUCAGGAUCCACAAUGAGCAAGAAUUGCUAGUCAAGGGCAGUACCUGCCAACUUGUGAUGACACUGGUCGAAGAAGGUGCAUCAUCUGCCGAGAUAUCACGAAAGAUAGGAAGAAAGACAAGGACCGAGUACUAUUCUGCCAGGGAAAUCGCGCAGCUUGUUCAGACUUGCGAAGCGUUGCAGCUGAAUGGGUCCUCGCCUCUCGCGACAGCCGAUUGGGAGAAUGAGCCUAUCGAAGGAUGGUGGUUCAUGGAAGAGGCCUACUGCAAAGCGCUCAGGCGCCAAAAGCCAGUGUCUGAGGAGAUUUGCGGUUAUGCUUGCAACGAGGGCUGGUGGAAGGACAGACAGAAGCAAGAGCAUCGCGACUGGGUUCGUUUUGGAGACAGGUCGAUCGGUCCCGAAAAGAAAAGACGAACAUGA
Exophiala spinifera is the source of this 573-nucleotide messenger RNA. RefSeq lists its product as uncharacterized. The transcript has a single exon. The record is from RefSeq and is a predicted model, not a curated record. Lineage: Eukaryota; Fungi; Ascomycota; Eurotiomycetes; Chaetothyriales; Herpotrichiellaceae. The coding region runs from base 1 to 573 and encodes 190 amino acids.